AUGCGUUUCGCAACCGUCUCCGUUGCCCUCCUUGCUGGCCUCGUCGCCGCUGCUCCUCAGGUUCAGCCAAUUUCCCAGAUCCCCGACGGUCAAAUUCAGGCUCCUCCUGCUGCUCCCCCAGCUACGCCCCCGGCUGAACACUCUCCAACCGUCGUUCCGGGUCCAUCGGCUCCUCCAGCGGCUCCCUCAGCAUCUGCUCCUCCAGUGUCGCCUCCAGUAGUCCCUGCUCCCCCAGCAUCGCCUGCUCCUCCUGCUUCUGGUAAGCUUUGUUCAUCAAGCCUUCGAACCAUGCCCUGUGCUAACACAAAGACAGCUGGCCCAACUCCCCCUGCCACCCCAGUUGCCCCAGCUCCCACCCCAAUUGUGCCCAUCGUUCCUGGCGGCAACUCCACGGCCACCAUCAGCACCACCCGCGUCGGCCCUUCGUCUGCUGCCUCUUCGGGCGCUGCCUCGUCUGGUGCUGCCUCGUCUGGCUCUGCUGGAAGCGCAACCACCUCGCCUGGUCUCCCCGAGGCUACAGGCGCUGCUGCCGGCAAUGCCAUCUCGUUCGGUGGACUUGUCGUCGCCAUGGCUGCUGCCAUCUUCGCAUAA
This is a messenger RNA of Plenodomus lingam JN3, 591 nucleotides long. The record is from RefSeq and is a predicted model, not a curated record. Lineage: Eukaryota; Fungi; Ascomycota; Dothideomycetes; Pleosporales; Leptosphaeriaceae.